ACUGUUAUAUUGACUCACAUAUAUAUAAAAAGCCUACAUUUUAGUUAUUUUGACUAGAAAUAUUGUACAUAAAUUCUCACUACUCCUCUCCACCUCCAACCCAAAUGUUAAAGCAGUAUUUCACUACAUGCACCAACGCCCGGCGAAUCACAAAGUUCCCCUAAGGUGGGAAAAAGUAAAACCUGUGCUUAAAUCUUUGUGUCAAGAAGCGUCUCCGCCAACCUUCAGUGAGGUGAAAUUCUUCUUCGAAAAUUUCCAAAUCUUCUUGUUGUGUUGCAGAGAAUUGAAUGGAAUAAUGUUCUUCAGUACUAAAAUUGUUUACUAAUUGUUGAAAGUGGCCUUAUAGCCUUAUGCAACUCCAUGACCCAACCAAAACCAAGAAACGGCCAAAAAAAAAAAAAAAAAGCAUUGCACCGUUUCAUAUCUCGAUUACCGCCUCCAUCCAUGGAUCCACCGCUCACCUCCCCCAGCGCUAAGCUGCGCUUCAUGCGCAGCUACGCCAGCCACAUAAUUCCACGACCACAUUCCAAGUUCCUCUGCUACGUAGGAGGCGAAACCCACAUUGUUUCCUUUCCGUCCUUCAUUGCUAUGCCCGUCUCCUCCCUCACUGCUCAUCUUACCUCCACCUUUCACAUCAACAUGCCGUUUAUGGUUAAGUAUCAACUUCCUCAUCACGACCUUGAUGCCCUUAUCUCUAUCGCUAACGAGGAUGAUCUCCAAAUCAUGCUAGAGGAACUUGAACGCCUUUCCGCCUUGCCUGAUCCUUCUCGCAUUCGAUUGUUCCUCUUCUCUGUCAAGCCCUGUCUGCUGGUUUGCAUUGAGUCCAAACUGUUAGAGUCAGAGCAACCAGUCAUGCAUCAGCGAGGGAAAUGGAGGCAUUCUUGGCUUGGGGCUGCCCAGUGCUGAGUUGACUUGGACUGAGUUGAGUUAGGUCUGGUCGAGCAGGAGCGAGUUGAAUCACCGCAUCAACCUCGCAGUUAUGCCAGGGGACCGUCGUUGCUUGUCGCCAUCAUCGACUCCGUCCAGACUAUUCUCUCGAUUGGCCCAUAAAAUCACAGCAUUCGU
Molecule: messenger RNA, 1065 nt
Organism: Rubroshorea leprosula
Lineage: Eukaryota; Viridiplantae; Streptophyta; Magnoliopsida; Malvales; Dipterocarpaceae
Source: the annotation of a GenBank genome assembly